Aspergillus chevalieri is the source of this 1797-nucleotide messenger RNA. Its product is annotated as arylsulfotransferase family protein. The transcript is spliced from 2 exons. The record is from RefSeq and is a predicted model, not a curated record. NCBI's taxonomy places the organism in Eukaryota, Fungi, Ascomycota, Eurotiomycetes, Eurotiales, Aspergillaceae. Bases 1 to 1797 code for a protein of 598 amino acids.
AUGUCCCGGUGGUAUCGAAUACUCCCUUGUCUCCGCCGUCCGCAACACCGGCGCGCCAAGGGUGCAUGGCCAAAUGUCUUCUCGAAAACCUGGUUGUUGACUCUGUGCACCAUUGUCAGCCUGCUCUAUCUAUUCUGUCAUUUUGUCCUUCCUCACCUGCUCAAAUUCCGUCUACGAACCGACCUGAGCUGGUACGAUCUUGGCCUGUAUGGUUUCGGACCGACCCGAUCGUAUGCCUCGUUCGAGUAUGAAUCGCCUGUGGUAGAGAUCACUCAAUGGGGCUCGGGAUGUGAUCCGCGAUAUACCUUUCUCGCUCCGCGUGGUGAUUCGAUCCCCCAUCCGGGGCCGACGAUCCUCGAUGCCGCCGGGAAUCUCAUCUGGAUGAAGUACAACCACGACAUUACACAAGAUUUCAAACUUCAGCGGUAUCAGGGCGAAGAUUAUCUGACCUAUUGGGAGGGAGAGGAGGUUGCUGGGGGUCUAGGCCAGGGUUCAUGGUUCAUGCUGGAUUCGACUUAUACCCAACGCUACGAAAUCCACCCCAUUGGCGAUUUUGACGGCGGCGAUCUGCACGAGUUCACCCUGACCGACGAUGGAACCGCGUUGAUAACCAUCUACGAACCUAUCCCGGCCGAUUUGACAGCCAUCGGUGGCCCGGCCCUGGGCUGGCUGUACGACGGGCUUUUCCAGGAGAUCGACAUUGAAACGAAGGAAUUACUCUUCGAGUGGCGCGCUUCGAACCAUUUUCCUGUCAACGUGACAUACGAGGCUCUCCACACCAAAGGCUAUGAGAAGGAUACAGCGUUUGAUUAUUACCACAUCAACAGCGUCGAGAAAGAUAUACAAGGCAACUACCUCAUAUCGGCUCGACAUGCCCAUUCUGUGAGCUAUAUCGAUGGAAGUACUGGCGCAGUGCUCUGGACGCUGGGUGGGAAAGCAAACGAUUUUACAGACUUAUCCGACGGAAUCGCGACAAAUUUUCGAUGGCAACACGAUGCGCGCUGGCGUGAUAACAGCACCCUCACUCUCUUUGAUAACACAGCGCAUUCCAACGAAGAUCCCGAGGCAUCAAGUCGGGGGAUGCGCAUCCAUCUCGAUUUCGAAUCCCGAACCGCCGAGCUGCAAGUUGCAUACCACCAUCCACAAGUCUUGAAGUCCACAUCGCAGGGCAACAUGCAAAUCCUAAAAGAUACCGGGAACGUGUUUAUCGGCUGGGGCCACAGUGCCGCCUACACCGAAUUUACACCGGACGGGAGCGCUGUAUGCGACGUGCAUUUUGGCGCAUCGCUGUAUUACACCUUUGGGCGCGUGGUUUCUUACCGUGCCUUUAAGGAUUCGUGGAUUGGCCGUCCACUCACCAAUCCAGACGCCGUCGUAGAUGACAACGUCGUCUACGUGAGCUGGAACGGUGCUACUGAGAUAGCCGCCUGGCAGCUCGAGGUGUGGGAUGGACACGAUCUGGACAAUAUGACCUUCAACGCGGCUGUGCAAGUCGAUAAGGAUGGCUUUGAGACAGAGAUAGAGAUCCCCGAAGAUCUGGACAGUGGCAUACUUCGGGUAGCCGCAUUGGAUGCCCAUGGUACGGUUCUGGGAAGGUCCACUUCGCUCCAGCGGUCGCUGGGACUGGAUAGAUUCCUCAACUUACAAUCCUGUGCGCUGGGAAUAGCCUUCCUAAUGGCUGGAAGCGGGCUGCUGCUCGGGCUAUAUCGUUAUUGUUAUUGUCGCUUGUGGCGACGGCGGUCGAGUGACUAUCAACUGGUAGAUAUGAGUGAGAAUGAAGGAGAUCGAUCGGUUUAG